Messenger RNA from Gymnogyps californianus (California condor), 516 nucleotides. RefSeq names its product interleukin 17B (gene IL17B). The record is from RefSeq and is a predicted model, not a curated record. Gene Ontology annotation, molecular function: cytokine activity. NCBI's taxonomy places the organism in Eukaryota, Metazoa, Chordata, Aves, Accipitriformes, Cathartidae. Gene Ontology annotation, biological process: inflammatory response. Gene Ontology annotation, cellular component: extracellular region.
AUGGUCCUGGUCCCUGAAGUGAAGGACCAAAGCAAGGCGGCAAAGGGCAGGAGAAGGGGCCUGGCGCGGCCCCCAGCCGCCCCUGCCCUCGCCUGGGCCCCAGACGACCCCUAUACCACCAUGGCAGACUACGAGCACAGCAUCCAGGACAUGGUGCGCCAGCUGAGGAACAGCUCUGAGCCAGGCGACACCAAGUGCCAGGUCAACUUGAGGCUCUGGAGGUCCAACCAGAGGAGCCUGUCCCCCUGGGCCUACAGCAUAAACCACGACGCAACGCGGAUCCCGGCAGACAUCCCUGAGGCCCGAUGCCUCUGCACUGGCUGCAUCAACCCCUUCACGAUGCAGGAGGACCGCACCAUGGCCAGCAUUCCCAUCUACAGCCGGCUGCCUGUCCGCCGGCUGCUCUGCCAGGUGCUGGGCGAGGUGGGGCACAAGCCUUCCGGGAAGAAGAAGUGUCAAAAGAAGUACCAGAUGGUCAUGGAGACCAUCGCUGUGGGCUGCACCUGCAUCUUCUGA